Mya arenaria is the source of this 5128-nucleotide messenger RNA. RefSeq names its product putative Ras-related protein Rab-33. The record is from RefSeq and is a predicted model, not a curated record. Gene Ontology annotation, molecular function: GTPase activity; GTP binding. Gene Ontology annotation, cellular component: endosome; Golgi apparatus. Lineage: Eukaryota; Metazoa; Mollusca; Bivalvia; Myida; Myidae. Gene Ontology annotation, biological process: Rab protein signal transduction. Bases 143 to 883 code for a protein of 246 amino acids. The transcript has 2 exons.
GUUUCGCUCUGUCAAAACAAACAUGGCCGCUUCCAGCCGACGUCAAUAAAUAUUAUUCUACAAGUAAAUUAAGAACCCAUCAUCAGUGGUUAAUAAAAAAUCCCCUGAACUAUUUUAUCAAGGUUUUAUUUUUGACGGAACAAUGACAUCUCAAACAGCAGACAAUACAGAUGGUUUGAAUAAUGAAAAAAGUUCGGUAAAAGUUCUUGAAAAACAGACGCAAAAGAGGAUUUUUAAAAUAAUUGUUAUAGGAGACUCCAAUGUUGGAAAGACAUGUCUCACAUUUAGGUUUUGUUGUGGAAAGUUUCCCGACAAGACUGAGGCAACCAUAGGGGUUGAUUUCCGAGAGAGGCUUGUCGAUGUGGACUCUGAACAACUCAAGCUUCAGUUGUGGGACACGGCGGGCCAGGAACGUUUUAGGAAGAGCAUGGUCCAACACUACUACCGCAAUGUACAUGCUGUUGUCUUUGUGUAUGAUGUCACAAAAAUCUCUUCAUUCGAAAGCAUGCCGGGAUGGAUUGAGGAGUGUGAUCGACACAAUCUCAACAAAGAGAUUCCAAGAAUAUUUGUUGGUAACAAAUGUGAUAUGACUGAAAAAGUUGCAGUUAACACCAAUUUGGCACAGAAAUUUGCUGAUUCCCACAACAUGCCAUUGUUUGAAACAUCUGCAAAAGAUGACAACAAAGCAAAUCAUGUUGAAGCAAUCUUUAUGACAUUAGCCCACAAAUUGAAGAAUUCAAAACCUAUGAUGCCAGCAUACAUGUACACUGGGUACUCGAGGAGUAAUGAUGUUGUGAAUAUUCAUGAUUCUCCAGAGCGGCGCGGCCUACAGAGAGCUGGCUCAGCCUCAGGGGAUGAUGAAAAAGAAGGUUGUGGAUGCUGAUUGCACAUACAUGGCUACAGUAUUGAACGUCAAUAAAUUCUCUGUAAUUUAUCUGAAAAAUGCUUUUGAUUUUGAGUGCUUUGCUAAAAAACAUAUGGUAGACUCAAAUUAUACCGUUUAGUUGUGCUGAGAGCAGUAAAUGUGCAAUUAUGUUUAGUUUAAUACUAGAGCAACAUAGGUUUCUUUUUUUAUUUUAUUCACAUGUAUUGCUUGUAAUUAUGGGGCUUAAUGUAACAUGUCAUUGGUUUAUGUGUAGUCACUGUUUUGUUUGACAAAAAAUGGGGAAAAAAUAAUGUACAGUUUUAAAGAUGAUAUAUUUAUUACUUGUAUUGACUAUUAAAACACUGACAGCUGAUUUAAUACUACAAAGUCCAUGGUGUGUGUGUGUUUAAAGGCAGUCAACCUCAUUUAAAAAAAAUCUCAAAAAAGUUACUAUGAAUUUGUAUCAUAAAAAAAUAAAAUAAUAAAAGACAAAAUCAGGCCAUUUCUACCCAUAACAUUCAAAGAAUGGAGGCAAAGAUCUAAAUGAUAUAAUUAUAAUAAUAAGUAUGUUUUGUAUCAGUGCAUUCUGUGUAUGCGGGAAUUCUGAACAGGGUUAAACUUUUUAUAAUGUUUAUAGUUUUUGUCAAGUUGUAGGUAUUUUGUGUUUUAAAUGGUUUAUAGAUGCAUUUGAGCUUGGCUGCCUUUAAAACAAAGUUUAUAAUUUAAUACAUGAAUUAUGUGUAGAAGUGAUUAUAAUUGAACCAAAAGUAAUUAAAAACUUAUUCACUAAUUAAUUCUGGAGUAAAGUGUAAGUGAUCCGAUUUUUACAGCUAAUUGGAUUAAUACCUACAUACAUUUAUAUAUAUAUAUAUAUAUAUAUAUAUAUAUAUAUAUAUAUAUAUAUAUAUAUAUAUAUAUAUAUUCAUUUUUGCAAGGCAAAUUCCAUGUAUGUAUGCAAGUAAGCAGAUGAUAUAAUCAUUGAUAUUGCAUUUUUAAGGGCUUAAGGUAAAACAUACACAAGAUAAAAUCAUACGCUCGCCCUAUAUAGUUCUAUCGCAUGUAUUUUUAUAUCAGUGGUCGAAAUUAACACAAGCCCGCAAGCCCUGCACUGCUAAAAUGUCUUCCGGGCUUGCUCAAAUUCUGAAUUUUAUAUAGCAGUGCUUGUUCAAAAUUUGAUGCCAAGCAAUAGUAUAUGAAUUGGGGCUUGUUCAUCCAAAAGUCUAAUUUCAAUGAUUGUUAUAUAGGUAUAAUUUUCUUAAUAAUUGACUCAAACCGCAGAAAAAUUGUUGGUACGGUAAAAUGUUGAAAAAUAUGUUUUAUGACAAAUGUGACUAAAAUUACAAUUUCUGUAGAACUAAAAAAGUAAUACUUGGUAUGUCAAAAUAUUAUAAAUGGAAGUUAACAAAUAAGCUAUUUCUGUGAGCUAGUUACAGUUGACAUUCAGUUUGAUCCAAGCAAAAAAAAAAAUUUCCUUUGAAGCAUUUCAUUUAGUUUACACUAUAUGAAUGUAGAGAAUUAUAUCAUUUAAUUCUGAGUGACCAAUGCAGCAGUAAGCACUACCUGGUAUCAUUGGGAGCAGGUGCUAGAUAUUCUGCAAAUGGUUAGAUAUUCUGCAAAUGGUCGCUACUGCAUCAUGUUCAUACAACGUUGUUGCCCAGUGAUUGACGCAGGCAGAGGGAGUCACACCCAAUACUAACAUAACAGUUCAUUGUUCAUUGUAAAGAAGUGCUAACAAUUUGAAUUUAUAUUCUGUUAUUAUUUAUUUAUUUUUAAGUUGAUAUUAUACUACAGGAAAUAAAGUGUAUUAAAUAUAUAUCCUUAUCCUUAUGUGCGUUUUUUGGAAAUCAAUCCCAAAUGAUGUGUUAGAACUUUGGGUGUGUGAACAUAGUAAUAUGAAUAGUUUUUUACCAUUUUUUGGUAUUGUAACCAUUUGUUUGCAAUAUUAUACUUCUAAAUGUUAGAUUCAGUCGGUUACAUAUCACUAAAAACCAGAUCCUUUGAUAUAGUUUUCAAACCAUGAAUUGUUUAAAUUAAUGUUGUGAGCAUGGGACCAUGUGAUACUGCUAUAGAUUGUAGUAGUAUUGCUUAUAUUGCCGUAAUUAUUUCCUUUCCUUUGUUCAUAUUAAGAAAUGAAUUACAGGCAGAAAGUAUGAGGGAUUGUGCAAUUCUACCUUGUGAUGGCUUGGUCUAUAAAAAUAGGAUGCAUUUAGUUCUUGCUAUUCAUCUCAUUGUGUAAUGUAUAACAAUUAAAUGUUUUUUUGUAAUCUGGAAGUUCAUCUUAUUCUAAAUAAAUGUACAUUGAAGGUUUAGAACAUUUGUAUGGGGCAGGAGUUAUAUACUGUUUAAUUAAUUCAUAAUUAAAAAGUAUUUCUUAUGCCAUAAUUAGUUUCUUAUGCCAUAAUUAGUUAUUUAAAGUAGGCAUUUAAUUUGCACAGGAUUUACACGAGGUUAGAUACGGAGUAUAUUGUUGGAGUGUUUGUUUUUGUUUUCAACUCGGGCCGUUUCAUUUUUCACCAGAUAUUGAACCUGAUGUAGAGUAAAAUACCAAUUUAAUAUAACCUUUAUUUUAAAUAAAACCAGACAAAAAACAAGUGACAACUAAUGUAGGCAGUCGGUCUCAUUUUGCACAAGGUAAAAAAAAUGUCUUGAACAUGACGCUUUUCUUUGCAAUCAUGUGUGAAUAACUGCAAAACCUAUUCCUUGUUUUUGUUUAUCUAUUGUAAGCGGACUCACUUCGGCAGUUAUUAAUUUCCAACCAUUUUUAGUUCAACUAUUCGAAGAAUAAGGAGAGCUAUACUACUCACCCUGGCGUUGGCGUCACACCUUGGUUAAGGUUUUGCAUGUAAGCACCUUUAAGUCAUUAUCUCAGUAAAUACAUCAGUUAUUGCAUUGAAACUUUGGAUAUGUAUUCCCAACUAUCAUACAUACUAAAUUAAUGAAGUUAGAUAACAAAUAUUUGAAUAUAAUGCAAAUAAUAGGCCUUUAUUAUUCGACUUAGAAAUUCUGGUUAAGGUUUUGCGUGUAACCACACAUAGGUUAAUAUCUCAGCAACUACUUGAGGUAUUGCAUUGAUACUUUAUACAAUGGUACUCAACCAUCCAACCUACUAAAUUAACCAAGUUAGAUAACUCUAGUUUGCAUUUAUGCAAAUAAUUGCCCUUCAUUAUUUGACUUAGAAAUUCUGGUUAAGGUUUUGCGUGUAACCACACAUAGGUUAAUAUCUCAGCAACUACUUGAGGUAUUGCAUUGAGACUUUAUACAAUGGUAGUCAACCAUCCAACCUACUUAAUUAACCAAGUUAGAUAACUCUACUUUGCAUUUAAUGCAAAAUAAUUGCCCUUUAUUAUUCGACUUAGAAAUUCUGGUUAAGGUUUUGAAUGUAACCACAUUUAAGUCAAUAUCUCAGCAAAUAUAUCAUGUAUUGCAUUGAAACAUUAGAUAUGUAUUCCCAGAGAACACUUUUUUGAAUAUAAUGCAAAUUAUGGGCCUUUAUUAUUUGACUUAGACAUUCUGGUUAAGGUUUUGCAUGUAAGCACACAUAGGUUAAUAUCUCAGAAAUUACUUGAUGGAUUGCAUUGAGACUUUAUACAAUGGUACUCAACCAUCCAAUCUACUUAAAUAACCAAGUAAGAUAACUCUAGUUUGCAUUUAAUGCAAAAUAAUUGCCCUUUAUUAUUCGACUUAGAAAUUCUGGUUAAGGUUUUGAAUGUAACCACAUUUAAGUCAAUAUCUCAGCAAAUACAUCAUGUAUUGCAUUGAAACUUUACAAACAGGCUCCCAUCUAUUUAACCUUCUUAUUUAAUCAAGUAAGAUAACUCUAUCUUUUAUAAUAUAUAAUUUUUGCCCCUUUAUUAUGCGACUUAGAAAUUCUGGUUAAGGUCUUGCAUGUUAGCACACAUAGGAUAAUAUCUCAGCAACUAUUUGAUGUAUUGCAUUGAGACUUUAUACAAUGGUAUUCAACCACCCAACUUAAUUGAAUAACCAAGUUAGAUAACUGUAUUUUGCAAAUAAUGGCCCUUUAUUAUUAGACUAAGAAAUUCUCGUUAAAAUUUUGCAUGGAACCACAUUUAUGUUAAUAUCUCAGCACACCAUGUAUUGCAUUGAAAUCUAAUCUAACAGUGAUCCAUGCAUGUUUCGCCAAAACGUUUCAAUCCUUACAUUGAAAAGCGGAAUAGUCAAGCGUGCUGUCUCUGUGACAGCUCUUGUUAUAACAUGAAUUUGAUUGUUACAUGUGGUCAUUGAAUAAAAACCAUAUAUAUUAUA